AUGGUGAAAUCGACAAGUAAGGAUGCUCAGGAUCUGUUCCGUUCUCUUCACUCCGCUUAUUCUGCUACUCCCACUAACCUGAAGAUCAUCGACUUGUAUGUUGUCUUCGCUGUCUUCACUGCUCUGAUCCAGGUGCUUUAUAUGGCUUUGGUGGGAUCAUUUCCGUUUAACUCGUUCCUGUCUGGAGUUCUCUCUUGUAUCGGGACGGCUGUUCUUGCUGUUUGUCUCAGGAUUCAAGUGAACAAAGAAAACAAGGAAUUCAAGGAUUUGGCACCGGAAAGAGCAUUUGCAGAUUUUGUGCUCUGCAACUUGGUCCUCCACCUGGUGAUCAUCAACUUCCUCGGAUAAGUUCUCAUCUCCUACCUUACAGAGGUUGCUUUCAUGUUAUGGAGUCACUUAAAUCAGAAUCUGUAGUUUGAGAUAAGUUUAUAUUUUUGUUAAAGAAUCAAACUUUUUAGUCCCUCCAAUAAACACCGUCUCAAUGGGGACCUUUGACUCGAAUUGGUUCGCCUCUACCCAGACCACUUAUAAUCCGACUCGUGUACAAUAAUAACAAUCUUCAAGUUGGUGUGAGCUCUGUGCCGUUCAGUGGACACCACAACAAAUUCACUGCCACUUUUGAUAAGAGAAAAAGGCUAUCUAAUCAUUGAAUCUUAUUUACUCGUGUGGUAAAAAGCUAUUUUAC
Eruca vesicaria subsp. sativa (arugula) is the source of this 685-nucleotide messenger RNA. The record is from the annotation of a GenBank genome assembly. Lineage: Eukaryota; Viridiplantae; Streptophyta; Magnoliopsida; Brassicales; Brassicaceae.